Molecule: messenger RNA, 1594 nt
Organism: Larimichthys crocea (large yellow croaker)
Lineage: Eukaryota; Metazoa; Chordata; Actinopteri; Sciaenidae
Gene: gpn2
Product: GPN-loop GTPase 2
Exons: 6
Coding region: 212-1153 (313 amino acids)
Cellular component (GO): cytoplasm
Molecular function (GO): GTPase activity
Source: RefSeq, a predicted model, not a curated record
UAUUUCUGGCUAGCGUGCUUAGCCAAUUAGCUGAGAACGGUUGUGCGCGUGCAAACAAGCGGUAAUUAUUAAUCAAUCACAUCUAUCAAUGUAAGUUCACGAUGUCGUGAUUAGAGACUGCAGCUCACGUGACAACCUGGACGCGGACACCCUGCACAGGACAACUCAUGUCCAAUCCUGGUCCCAUCUGAUCUGAUCCUCCAGUGACACCAUGUCCAGUCAGAAAGGACUAACUCCCUCUCUGCGCUUCGGCCAGGUGGUCAUCGGACCUCCAGGCUCCGGAAAAACCACCUACUGCCAAGGCAUGCAGGAGUUCCUCACCCAGCUGGGACGCAAAGUAGUUAUUGUGAAUAUGGACCCUGCCAAUGAAGGACUACCUUAUUCCUGUGCGGUAGAUAUCUCAGAGCUGGUCACUCUGGAUGAUGUCAUGGAGGGAUUGAAGCUGGGACCCAACGGUGGGCUCUUGUACUGUAUGGACUAUGUUGAAGCAAAUCUGGACUGGUUAGAGAAUAAGCUCAAACAACACAGUGACUGCUACUUCUUGUUUGACUGCCCUGGACAAGUGGAGCUCUACACCCACCAAAGUUCAGUCAAAAAUAUAUUCUCCCAGCUGGCCAAGUGGAAUUUCAGGCUGACAGCGGUGCACCUUGUGGACUCUCAUUACUGCGCUGACCCAGCCAAGUUCAUCUCUGUGCUAUGUACCUCCCUGUCCACCAUGCUGCAUGUGGAGCUUCCCCACGUCAACGUCCUCUCCAAGAUGGACUUGAUUGAGCAGUAUGGCAAACUGGCCUUCAACCUUGACUUCUACACAGAGGUCAUGGAUCUGACCUAUCUUCUCGAUCACCUGGCUGCUGACCCCUUCUUUAAAAAAUUCCACCGUCUGAAUGAAAAGUUGGCAGAGGUCAUUCAAGAUUACAGCCUUGUCUCCUUUGUGCCUCUCAACGUACAGGACAAAGAAAGCAUGAUUCAGGUCUUACGAGCAGUGGACAAGGCCAACGGCUACUGCUUUGGAGACCUGGAGGAGAGGAAUCUGCAGGCCAUGAUGUCAGCUGCUGUGGGGGCAGACUUCCAGUUCGACUCUACUCUUGGAGUGCAAGAGCGGUAUGUUGAAACCAGUGGACAGACUGUGGAAGAGGAAAUGAUGGACCUGUAAAUUGAAAAAGCUUAAAUAAAAAGGACAAAACUGUUUUGCCUUUUUAGCACCAGUAUACUCGAGGAGUCUUGGCAACAUCCAUCUCACUUGGCCUGAAUUCUGAGCAUCUCUACAGAAGCAGUGCAGAGAUGGGAACUAAAUUUGGGUGCUGAAGAUGCUUCAAGGUUAAAAAAAAAAAAAAAAAAAUCACAAUGAGGACGACUGAAAAGAGUAAAUGCUGAGCUUUUCUUCACUUAUCAGUGAGAGUGGUGUCAUUAAUCGUGUUUCUCUAAAGAUGACAAGGAAGUUUUCAAUAAAUGCUGAUUCAUUUGCUUGUUACGUAUGAAAUGAAAGGCUUUUGUUACAUGUUCACAUCUCCCAUAUUUUUAAGAAACCUCGCGGUAUGGGGAAGUGUAUACAGUCAUAUUCAUUCUGAAACAAUAAAGUUACUGCAAAGACGGA